Molecule: messenger RNA, 5485 nt
Organism: Megalobrama amblycephala (Wuchang bream)
Lineage: Eukaryota; Metazoa; Chordata; Actinopteri; Cypriniformes; Xenocyprididae
Gene: tpbg1b
Product: trophoblast glycoprotein a
Exons: 2
Coding region: 2010-3125 (371 amino acids)
Biological process (GO): negative regulation of canonical Wnt signaling pathway
Cellular component (GO): plasma membrane
Molecular function (GO): protein binding
Source: RefSeq, a predicted model, not a curated record
CAUUAUAAAGCUUAGAUGUGUCAGGAUAUUUAUUAAUAUGGCUUGAGAGUGAGUAAAGCUUGGGGUAUUUUUCAUUUUAAAGUGAACUAAUCCUUAACAGGUGUGCAUAUAUUGGAUAUUUUACAACAAUCACUGCCUUAUUAAAAAAUGUAGAGACUAUAUGAGUUCUCUUUGAUACCUAGUUUUUUUGUGAAUUUUAUAAUUUAAAAAAAGUAGCACAGUUUUGACUCAAGAUAAAUAGUAUGACUUAAGAUGCAUGCAUUUUCAGAAUGUUUCAAAUGUUAUCGUGUGCUCCUUUGAACUGUUGCCCUGGAAACAUUUAAUUGCGCUAGAGAACAAAUGACUGACUCAGCAGGCAAAAGAACAAUGUGUUGAAUUCAUAGCUUAUUGUCCCCCUGCACUUCAACAGACCCCCGCCGAGUUCAAAGGAUGAGGAGUCCUGUGGAGUGGGAUAUCAGAUCAAUGUUCCCAACUUCUCCAUUCAAAAACAUUGAACUGGAUUAAUCUUAAGAAAAUCUGGUCAGAAAUCCGAAACCAAUAACACUGACCUGAAGAAGCUCUACAGUGCUGUGCUUUUCAUCCAGUCAGUAUUUAAAGGCCCCUACGUAAGCUAUGAUUUGACCUCUUCCACUAUUUUAAACAAAGAUCAUAUUCAAAUAAUAAAUCAUAAUUAAUUCAAUAAUUUUUAAUGGUUAAAGUUUUUUCUGGUCUUACACAAUUUCCAAAAGCAGAAUUUGUUACUGUGCACUGUAAAAAAAUAUAUAUUUUCAUGAUUUAUUAUCACAACAGUUUUUUUCUUUUGUCAAAUCAACUUCAAUAAUUAAUGUGGUUCCGAUAACAUAAUAUUUUAAGUUUCUGUUGAUUGAACCAAUUACCCAUUGUAUUAACUAAAAUUUUUUAUUUCAGUGAACUCAAAAUUUUAAUGCAACCAGGUACCUUUAUUUUAAGUUAAAUCAACAAUUGUUUUAUUUGUGAUAACGCAAUGAAACAUCCCAAAUUGUGCAUACAUAAUUUUUGAACAGACUGUGAUACAAUUAAUUUAACACAUGCAAAACAAAAGAGAACCAAUGGAUUAUUAAUAACUGAUUAUGUUGUAGUUGAUGUAUGCUUUUUCCCAUGAGCUUUUUGUUUUUCUAUGCAUUUUUUGCAUAUUAAAAUAAAACCUGUAGUAGUGUACCCCUUUUUUGCUAAAUAAUUUGUCAGAUAAAUCUUACCAAGUUAAUUUUUCUUUUGAUGAUUUAAUCAAACUUGUAAGAUCACUAAAAACAAAUUAUUAUGCCAAUCCCCUCCUGACAUCACUUUUGGCCUGUAUAUAAAUGCCCCCUUUGAAAGUUUACUGAGGCCCCCUAGUGGGCCCCACCCCCUAAUUGAGAAUCACUGCUCUAGUGUAACAUUAAUAACUUUGCCAGUCUCUUAAGAACAUUCAGCCACAUAAACCUUUGCAGAGCCUACAAGGAACUUUUGAGCAACCGUUUUUAAGUUUCAAGUGUGUAUUGACACUUGCAAAUUGGAGACCUUGAGCUAUAGUACUGAAGAAAAAGAUGGACUAAACUGAGAGAUCUUGGAUUGUCAUAAUCUUUUGAUGAGCUUUAAUCACCAUUAAUUAAGCCUAUCAAUCACUAUGAAGAGUGUGAGAUGUAAGUGAUCCUAGUAUCGGUCUAUAUGGUGAAGUGAAGGGGGAGAGGUGCGAGUCCAAAGCUCCUCCCAGCUGAUUGUUGAGAGCAGGAGUGAUUCAGUCCCAUUGUUUGAGAGGAGCGGAUCAAACGCCCCACACAGAGAACCUCCUUUUCUCAUGGAAAUAAAGUGUCUGCCUCUCAUUCAUACAUGAGUUUCUCUAAUGCAAAGAAGUCGAGCACGCAGGGAGACUACACACUAUUGAGUGAAGUUACGAGCACGCGAGACUGAAGUCUUGGAGAGACACUUUGGAGAAGAGGAACCCUGGACGCUCACGCACGCUAAAUGAGGUUAUUUAUUUAGUGAGAUUGAUGAGGUAUUGCUGAUAUUUUACCAUGUUUGCCCUUGGACGGUGCGCGCUUGUUUUUGGACUGCUGUGCGCUGGGCUCUCCGCGGGCGCAUCGGUAUGUCCAGCCGGCUGCGAGUGUUCAGAACCCGCGCUGACGGUCAAAUGCGUUUCUAAAGAUCUGCGGGACAUACCGACCGGCAUCCCGAGCUACACCAGAAACCUAUUCAUCACUGGAAACCACAUCAGUCAGAUCGGACGCGAAUCUUUCCAGGGACUGGAUAACGUGACAAAUUUGUCAUUGUCCAACAACAGGAUCUCUGAGGUGAAGUCUCACACAUUUUCUAACUUGCGGAGCCUCAGAUCGCUGGACCUCAGCAAUAACCAGCUGGCCAUCAUCCAUCCUGAGGCGUUCACUGUCCAGACCCGUAUGUUGAGGGAGCUCAACCUCAGUCGGGCUCUCUACAACCACUCAUCUGUCAUUGAUUUAGCCACCUCUCUUCGCUGGAGUACCUUGAGUGACCUGCUGGGGCUGGACCUGUCCAGUAAUGGCCUUGUCUACCUGCCCCCCGGCAUCUUUUGCCAUCUUGUCGGCCUGCGGCGCCUUCACCUUGCCAACAACUCUAUAGUGUCCAUACAUAACGGCACAUUCACAGGACUGGAUCACCUUCAGGAGCUCGAUCUCACCCAUAAUGCCCUCAGGACUUUGCGUGAAGAGGCUCUGAAAGAGCUGGAGCAGUUGCGUUCGGUAAGGCUCCACUUGGCGGAGAAUCCUUAUACCUGCACAUGUGACAUCGAGCCUUUUGCCACCUGGCUGAACGACUCAAGAGUGCAUGUAGAGGACAUUGAACGCCUGACUUGUGCGUUCCCUGUUUCGUUGCAGAACACAUCGCUAUUGACGGUGGGCGAACUGGAGUUGGGUUGCCAUAAGGCAGGAGAGGGCGACAACCUAGCACUGCAGACCUCCUACGUAUUCCUGGGUCUUGUGCUGGGAUUUGUUGGUCUCAUGUUUCUCUUUGUGCUUUAUCUGAACCGCAAAGGUAUUAAGAAGCGCAUCUACGACAUGCGUGACGCAUGCCGGGAAGUCUGGGAAGGGUACCACUACCGAUACGAGAUCGACUCCGAUCCCAGAUUGUCGCAGUUUUCUACAACAGCCGAUGUGUGAUCAGACAUGAACUCUUCCCAAACUACGCUCCUCAUAUGAACUUGUUUUCUAUUGCAUUUAUACUUGGAAAAUGCCCGUAUGUGAUGCGAACAUGUAGACAUAUUUAAGUAGGCACAUUUCUUGUGGAAAGCAUGUACUGCCUGUCUUGUCGAAGCCUUUAUAACAAGCACACCUCCCCCUCAAGUCUGCACAGAAUUGGCCCCAAGAUGCAUUUGCUUCUCAAUCAUCAUGGGAUGUUUGAGGAUUAGCCCAAUAAAGGGGCAGAAGCCAUAAAGCAACUCUGACCACCACCAACAAACCCCCCCACAAAUCUCCAUUGUCCUGUACUGGAAUAUUGCCCACCUCUUUAGUGCUCAAGUGCCUUGUUUAUUGGAUUUAAGGGGCUGACCAGCUUCAAAAAGGGACAACUCUCAUAUAUAUAUAGAUAUAUAAAUGCAUACUGUGCUGUUUGUGGAGUUUUGAGGACUGUUUUAUUGCAUGCUUGUGCGGCUGUUUUUAUGGAAGCAUAUGCAGUUCUAGUGUCGGACCCUGAGCAACAGAAUUAGCAGCCUUCUAUGGUCCUUUCUGUCCCUCUAUCCACAGGGAGUCUGUGAAGAAUGUGCCGGAUUUUCUCUCCAAAAGCAUUCCAGCAGGAGGAUAACCUCCUCUAAGCUCUAGAAGGAGGAUCUUUUAAAGAAAGAGACCCAGUUUGCUGAAAUCUCCGGCUGCUUUUUUUUCCCGUUCAAAAGAGACGUUUGCUUUGUUUUUAUUCCACUCAUUUUUAUUGUCAGAAUGAUGAGAACCAGCCCUUAUGAGGGCCGCUGAGCGAGACCCCUCCUCCGUGAAGCCUGUUCGCUCUUUGAAGACUCAGUCUGGCUCAGUUCCUCAUAUGUUCCCCAGCUUUUUCUGUUUAAGGGACUGUUACGGUGAUAAGAUACAGAUGAAGCUGGGGCCAUUGUGCUGAAGGGUCUCAUGCUCUAUUUUUUGAGUACUGUUUCCAAAUGUGUAAGACUGAAAAGAAAUAUGCUUGAUGUGUUGUGCCAGUGUGCUGCACUUGUGUUUGGAUAACAUGGUUUUAUGCAGCAUAUGUUUGUCAAAAGACUAUUUAGUCUUUGAGUGAAUCUCACAUAGACCAGCAAUUUCUUGUUUAAAUUAAUUCGUAUUUCACCUUAUGAAAAGAAAAAAAUAAAUAUUUUGCAUAACCGAAAGACAAUUUUUUUUUUUUUUGCAUUGUGACUUAUGACAAUUACGUUUCUCUCUUUCUCUCUACAUAUAUAUAAUAUUGAUAUAUAAUAUUGAUAUAUAUUGUGAAGUAGUAUAAGUAACACCGUGUCCUAACCAGACGCAACGCAACACCGCGACACGCGAUAAAAGUAUCUUUUCCAUGUAAAUAUGGAGUUUUUGUCCUAACCAGCAACACAAAGAAUGGCAAUGAUAAUAUCAGGUACCGUUUAUGUGCUUUAUUUAAUGUUAAAUGCGUCUAAUAUGAGUUUGAAUAUCAUUCUGUGUUCCCAGCUUUUUAGCUGCAAUGAAAACAACACUGGCUAAUUCACCUCAGAUCUUGAAAAUAAAUAAAUGAGCACAAGUCAACUCAAUGCGAACAAACAAGUGUGCUCUAUCAAAAAGAUUGUUUCAGUCACUCCGUUUGUACUUUAAAUAAUGUUUAAAUGAAUAAUGUUUGAAUAAAUAUUUAUGAAUGAACUAUGAACUAUGCACUUACCCAUUUCAUCGUGUCUGCUGUGCUCUUGCCAAGAGAGCCCGCCCAUACUCUCUUCUGAUUGGCUGUGGGUUUUGAUUGAUUUUUAUCGCUUCUCAUUGUCGCGUCGCGUCUAGUGUGGACUGGAAUCUUAUCACAUCGCGUGUAGUUAUGACACGGUGUAAGUCAUGGUAGUAUUUGUUCUGAAUAUAAUUAUCGUUUGUUUUAUUAUUGUGGAGGAUUUUCUUAACCGUCAUAGUGUCACAGUGCGAAAAAAUAUUUGUGAAAAUGAAAUUAAAAUCAGUGAAAAUGAACAUAUAUUGUGAGAUUCACCCAUGUCCGCAAUGUUUUCUAUUGAGAACAUUAUGGUAAAAACAUCAUAUCUUUGCUUCAGAAAUUAUGAUAUGAAAUUUGAAAUUGGGCCGUCUUCCAUUGUACUUUCAUAGCUUUCUACUCAUGUAUUAUUCAUUAUAUUCAAAUUAAUCUUUCCAUAAAGAGAUAAGGAAAACCGUUUAAGUGGGAUGCCAAAAGCAAAAUGUUUACUCAUGAAUUUAUCAGGUAUCAAGUGCAAAACAACUCUUGCGUGGAUGUGUCAUGCAUCGCAUGGACAAAUAAUUGGUCUUUCUUCAGGGCAGAGUUUAUUUUGCAUGCUAAAAAAUAAAGGUUUUUACAUUUUAAAUUUAAA